UGCUUCUUAUGCCUUAGAAAGUGUCCAUUGUUUGGACUGAAGAGACAUCACAGUGGUUUCCAAGACCUCAAUUGCUCAACUUCCAAGAACUAAAUUAAAGUAUCCGGUUACUCUCCUUACUGUAUGAACCUCCACAGCCUCAAAGUUUUAGUUGGCACCGCAUUCGCCACAAAACGCUGUUUAUUCUCGGCUCAGUUGCGUCACCUCUGGCGGCGGCGAGUUCUGCGACACAGCGGGGCUCCGUGUAGAUCGUCUCCGCACCUGCCGCCUACCCGGGCAGGCGCUCCCGGUCUCGGGUGCGAGGAGACAGCUGCAGCGACAACAACGAGAAACAAACCGUGUCUGUGCCUGCCUCUGGGCGCUGCGGCUGCUCGCCAAGCCCGGGAAAACGCCGUUACAGCUUGGAGAUUUACAAAUAUCGCUGAAUUUAAAAAGGAAGCGAGGCAGCUUGGAGUUCAAUGUGACUUCUCCGAGGUAAGGGAAAAGCCCGAGGACACGCCCUGUAAAAAAAGACGAGAAGAAAUCAGCAGUCAAAAUUUCACUGGGAAUAUCGCGGAAACGGCUGAAAGGCGGCGUUUGCUCCUACAAAGCGAAGACAGCUCAGCUCCCCCUGCUGGGCGAGAGGCAGCCGGUGCUAGCGCUGACAGCGUGGUUUGUCCGACACCAAGGACUGCUUCUGGACAAGCACCGCGCCAGCCCGUUCAAGAGCCACGUUGCUUUCAGGAUGGCCUUGAAAAAAGAGAAGGAAGUUGUGGCAAGCAAGGGCGAGUACGAACCUCCGCCUCUUUCAGAACUGCAGAACCUCCUGUGGAUGAACAGGCAUUCCACCGGACAUGUCAAUGAAGUCUGGCCUAAUCUCUAUAUCGGAGAUUCGUACACGGCUCGGGACAAAGGCGCUCUGUUUAACCUGGGAAUCACCCACAUCGUGAACGCUGCAGACGGGCGCUACCAUGUGAACACAGGCGCCCGUUUCUACAGCGACAUGCCGGUACUGUAUUAUGGGGUGGAGGCCGAUGAUCACCCAGAGUUCGAUCUCAGCCUCUUCUUUUACCCCACGGCCAGAUUCAUACGGUCGGCCCUUUCGCAGAAAGGUAGAGUGUUUGUCCACUGUGCAAUGGGAAUCAGCCGCUCUGCAGCACUGGUACUGGCUUUCCUGAUGAUCUGCGAGAACCUCACUCUGGUCGAUGCCAUCAAGACUGUCCGCAAGCACAGAGACGUUUGCCCAAACUCGGGAUUCCUGAGCCAACUGAGAGAGCUGGACCUCGCCCUGAUGCUGGAGAGGAAGAGAAAGGCAGCGCUGUACAAACUCUGAACGGGCUUUCUUUCUGCUGAACCAGCGAAAUAUGCGUAUGAUCUUAGCUGAGUUUUUUUUAACAGCCUUGGAGCAAGAACUGUUUAAAGUUGUUUUUACAGGAGGGUUCAAUUGUGCACAAAACUCCAGCAUAGCUGUAGCUGUAAAACUUUAAAUAACUUGCCUUAGUCGUUUUGCUUUUAUUUUUUUAUCCUUUUAAAUUCCUCCACACACAUUACACACUGGAUUGCAGUGAAAAUGUGUAAACAAUGUAUUUCCUUCUAAAAUAUACCAAUGCAGUAGAUUAACACACACAUUCUGUAAUACCACUUUCUAUCCAUUAAGUUACAGUAUAUACAGAGGGUGUACAGGCUAUUUAGAGAAUCUUCUUGUGGAUUUUUCAGUGUUAGUAUGAGUCAUUUUAUUUACUAAAUUAACAGGGCUUUUUCAUUUAGCUUUUUUCUAAAAUCACUAUUGAAACAUUAAAGAUGUAUUUUGCCUUGCCCUGUACUGCACAAUAUAAUAUAGUCGUUCAAGGAUGGGAGUUGAAUUGUACAGCUUGUUCCCAUCUUGGCAGUGGGACAGCAUUCAUCCAGUGAUCAAGCUCAAAAUCAUAUCAGCAACCUAUACAAAGACACCAUAGAGAGUGCCAUUGAAAGAUUGUCAUUUCACAAUCAAGGUAUUAGAGAGCAUGUGUGAAAAAGAACUUAGGUUUUAUAGAGAUAAAUAGGGCUUUCACCAAGAAUAGCUAGAAAUCAGGAUGAAGUGAUUUUGUACAAAAAUGGAAAUCCUAUGAGCACAGUAAUAAAAGAACCUGCCAUGAUGAUAAAAAGAAUUCGGUAUCACGAGUGUAAUGAUUUCUUUGUCACACUUCGUCUUAGUAGAGCAUGGAGAAAAGCAAAUGAAAGAUUAUUUGUUACACCACCAUCACGUUUAAUUUUCACAUACCAUACCUUUAUGCACAAUACUGUACAUACUGCACAGUGAGUGCUGUUACCAUCAUCAGUUCAUCAGUUCCAUGUUACUAGGUUUGUCUUUAUCUCAACAGAAGAAGUACAAUAUACAGUACCUCAUAUUGCAAACCUCACCUAUUUAAAGGAGUUGGUCAUCCUGAGUUACUCUGCUCUGCUGCAAGUCAGAUGUCUGUAGAGCAGGGCUGUCCAGUCUGGAUCCUGGAAGGUCUGUCUGUUCAUGUGUUUUCAGCCCAAUGCUGCUCCUAACAAGCUAAACCACCUGCUACCUGGCUUAACAGCUUCUUCCAGCUCCUGAACCUUCACCUGCAGACACACCAGUCCUUCAGGACCAGGACCAGGACCAGACAGCUCUGCUCCUGCAUUAAGGAUUUACUAGAAAUACAGUAAUUAUUGACUUCUUAUUACAGGUUGAAAAUCCUUUAUCCAAAAUUCCAAAGUCCAAAAACCGAAACUUUCCAGCUCACAGUGAUGUCAUCGAUGACGUACCGUCUCCCUCAUGUUUCUCGGACCUGAUGUAGUUGUAAUGUCUGGGGCUGCAUUUAUCUUCAAGUUUGUAAGCAGUGAUCAUCAUGUUUUGUUUUGUUUUUUUGUACAGUAAAUUCAAAACGUUAUUUUUACAUGAGAUCUGAAUUUCACCUCCAUGUAUGAGUAUAACUUGACUAGCGUCAUUACUUGUACAUUACUUUAAAAAUAAAAUGCUGAGUUUU
Molecule: messenger RNA, 2972 nt
Organism: Lepisosteus oculatus (spotted gar)
Lineage: Eukaryota; Metazoa; Chordata; Actinopteri; Semionotiformes; Lepisosteidae
Source: RefSeq, a predicted model, not a curated record